Molecule: messenger RNA, 1307 nt
Organism: Serpula lacrymans var. lacrymans S7.9
Lineage: Eukaryota; Fungi; Basidiomycota; Agaricomycetes; Boletales; Serpulaceae
Exons: 13
Coding region: 93-1241 (382 amino acids)
Biological process (GO): protein phosphorylation; regulation of glucose metabolic process
Cellular component (GO): mitochondrion
Molecular function (GO): pyruvate dehydrogenase (acetyl-transferring) kinase activity
Source: RefSeq, a predicted model, not a curated record
UGUCCGCCGCCAAUCCACCGCUCUGCAUUUUUACCAGAACCGACAGUUGGAAUUGUAUGCUUUUAAGGCAGCUUGUAUUCUUCGGUCGUUCAAUGGACGAAGAGCGACUCCUCAAGAGCGCCAAUUACGUUCGUACUGAGCUCCCCGUUCGCAUUGCACAUAGAAUACGAGACCUACAAGCAUUGCCUUAUGUUGUUGUAACUCAGGAAGGUGUUGCAAAGGUGUACGAGUUGUAUUGGUCUGCUUUUGAAAAAUUCCGCCGCUACCCACCAAUCAAUAAUAUGGCUGAUAAUCAAUCUUUCUGUCAAUUCUUGGGUAACAUAUUGGGCGAACAUGCUACUGUAAUUCCUAGUUUAUCUCUUGGGCUUUCUCUUUCAUCCCCCCACCUCCCACCAGACUCACUUGAUUCCUUCAUGAGUCGCAUGCUAGUUUCCCGCAUAUCAAGGCGGGUACUUGCCGAACACCAUAUCGCUCUGUCCAAAUCCCUCGAGGUCACCAGUACCGGCUCACAGGCGGGGCCUCGUGUAGGCAUAAUUUAUACUGGUCUCAACCUCAAGCGUAGCAUCGAUAGAUGCGCCAAAUUGCUGAGAGAGCGGCCGUACGACAUCGAGGAUGACAAUGGUGAAAACGUUCCGAAUAGAGGCUGGCCCGAGGUUGUAGUCGAUGGUCAUGUGGACACUAAAUUCGCGUAUAUCCGCGAACAUCUUGAAUACAUAAUCUUUGAACUCUUGAAAAACGCAAUGCGGGCAACUUGUUUAAACCAUCGGCAUAGUUCUAUCCUUCCUUCAAUACGUGCAACAAUUGUUGCGGGCGAGAAUGAUGUGGGCCUUCGGAUAUCAGACCAAGGUGGAGGUUUGGUGAAGACGCAGAUAUCUGCGCCUUCUGACUUGUUCUCAUUCUCGCAUGUACGCAAUGCCACUCGGAUGGACGACACUAGGCUUGGGGCUCUUCGGUCAGCAAGUUCCAGAGGUGUCAAGGCAACUGUAGCAGAACAAGUUGGACAUUGGCAUAACAUAGCGCCAGAUGAUACUUUUAUCGCAGAUCAGCUGAGCGACAAGGAUCCCGAGAGAGAAGCAGGUAUUGCCCCACAUCCAAGGAUUGGAUUGGGCCUUCCAAUGAGCAACAUCUUUACGACUUAUUUUGGAGGAUCGUUAGAACUCGUAUCUUUAGAUGGGUGGGGAACUGAUGUUUACCUUCGUUUACCGAAGCUGGGUACAAACCUGGAGGGUAUCGAACUAUAAUGUCGUCUACUUCUGUAUGACCUGUGGUGAAACAUGAUAUGAUACCAUCAUCAUAACAGUGCUAGU